UGCUCAACAGCCUUCAUUAUACCCUGGUUAGGAAUCCAGAUGGGUCGAAACAGCACUCGUUGCUGAAAUAGCUCACUAUCAUGUCUUGCACUGUAGCCUUAUUGUAGUUAAAGUUGGUGGUAGCUUGCAGUCAGUUGAGUCCAAUGGCGUAGAAGUCGUGGACAAUAGCUGCUUCUUUCUCGUCACUAUAAGUUCCAAUGUAUUUCUUCUUUCCACAAACAUUGAUCAGCACUUGCCAGCGGCUGCCAUUAGCGAGCACUCCAAUGUACUGAGAUCUUCUCCUCGAGGUUCCAUUGUGGAGGCCUCUGGAGCUCUUGGUGGUUGCAGUGAAGCUCACUUCUUGGUUGGAGUUGAUCAUCUCGAGGAUAGUGGUGAGGUUCUUAGAAAUGUUUGGUUGCGACUUCUUUCUACUCUUUCUGCUCUUUGUGUCUUUAUUAGUCUUACUGCUUGAUUGCUUCUCAGGAGACCUGUAUUGGGUGUCACACAGCAAGCUGAGGUCUCCAAUAGUGGUCUUUCUGUUAACUGAUUCACCUGGUUGAUCUAGUCUAAGCUGUGGUGACUUUGGAGGCUGACAACCCCAACAAAGCUGGUUAGAUAUUUCAGAGAGAGCUUUGUCAAGAGCUUCGUAA
Messenger RNA from Moneuplotes crassus, 629 nucleotides. The record is from the annotation of a GenBank genome assembly. Lineage: Eukaryota; Ciliophora; Spirotrichea; Euplotida; Euplotidae.